CAAAGAUAAAUAAUUUCACCCAUAAAAUGAGUAUUUUCAACCAACCUUUAAAAUCGAACUAUAAAUAAACAUUCCCCAAUUUGUUUUAUUCAUAUUGUGGCUAUACAUAGCGAACAAACCUAUUAGUUGUAGCUAUGUGUAGUCCCAAAACAUAUCACCAGAUGGAUACAUGCGACUCAGUAAUGACACGUCACUACUACACGACUACAGUGAGUGAAGGCAACAACUUAACACUACCGCAAUUGAGUAGUUUAUGGUAGUUUAUCAAAGUCAUAAUUAACACUUGUAAUUAAAAUAAUAAAUAAAACAUAUUUGCAUAAUAAAUAUUUUAAUGUGUGUAGUUAAUUUUAUUAACGCAACCCCACAAUAUGUUACUAGACGUUUAUACAAUAGUGAACAAAUAUAAAUUUUCUAUAAAGUUGCAAAUGGAGAUAAUUAACUCCUUUCCAGAUUGGCACUGUCAAAUGACAGACAAAAUAUUGCUAGAGUUAAGUUUAAAAUUUGAAAAAGAAUUUAGAACUAGAGAUAUCUCUAUUAUAGAAGAUAUAUUAUUAGAUAAUUCACUAGAUAUUCCCUUUGAAAAUUAUCAAAACAUAGAUAUUAAUAGUAAAUUCACUCCAUCCAUACCUUCAACAUCUGCAUUAGAUGAAUCUGCUCCAUUAAAUUCAUUGAUUGCAGAAUUUAUUAGAUCAAUUUGAACAUCAAGAAAAACAAUCCACUACUCAUCAGAAAAGAAAAAUUCAGGGUAAAAAACAAUCAAACAUAAAAACGUUUUUAACUCGCUCUCUCCAUCGAGAUACAUAUAAAAAAAGAAAACACCGAGAAGAGACAACCGAAGAUAUAAUCGACUUAACAAUAGAAAAUGAAGAAGAUCAUAUUAAAAAGAAGUCUUGAACAAGCAGGUAAGAAAACCUUUAUUAUUCAUUUUUAAAUUUUUAUUAAUGUUUUUAUGUAUCCUCCAACAACUAAAUCGAGAGCAAACGAAGAUGUAUUAUCUAGCUGUGAACUACCUCCUCCCUCACCGUCAGAUGAAACAAAAACAUGGGUAGCUAUUAAAUGUUUUAAUAAUCGAAUUUUCGCGGGACGUUUACUCAAUUAUGAGAACACUAAAGAUAUGUCAGAGUUUUUUAAAUAUAAAGAAAAAUUGUUACAUGAAAAAAUUGAUGAAUACUUAUCUUUGCAUACUCUAAUUAAGGUAGCAAUAGGAAUAAGAUGUGAUUUUAUCAUUAAAAAAAGUGAUACAGAAGUCAUCGAUGCAUUUCAUUUUAUGCUAAAUCUCCAACACUAUGAUCAAACAACCGAAUUUGCUAGUUGGUAUAAUGAUUCAUUAAACAAAAUUAUUGGCAGAUUAGAUGAGUUUCAACAAAGAGGAUCAAAUGCUACUCUAGAUAAAAUUCUUUGUUUAGAGUUAAAUAUCGCGAAAUUUGAUCCAAUGAAAGGUGGAACUUAUAUACCUCUACCAAAAUCGGUUAAUGACGACUCUACAAAAAAUGAGUAUUAUUCAUAUUCGGGUCCGGAUGUAGCAAAAUGGUUUGUUACUAAAUUAAAAGAGAUUGUAAAUUCAAUUGAGGAAAUAUAUGAGAUUAUUAUUCCGAUACACAUGACUGAAGAAAACGAACGUAUAUUUCAAUCAUCAACAAUGUGUCAUAUUUGUGAAAAACCGUUUUUAGAAGGUCAGGUGAAGGUGAGGGACCAUUGUCAUUUAACCCCCCUCAAAACCCCGCAAACCUCAAACUUCCGCGGAGCAGCUCAUGAAAGCUGUAACCUUAAUUAUAAAACAGCAAAUUUUAUCCCUGUAUUUUUUCAUAAUGGCUUUCACUAUGACUUUAAUUGUUUUAUUCGUGAAAUGGGAUAUGCUUGAAUAUUAACAGUGAACACUAUAUAUCAUUUUCAAAAAAAAUGGGGUCUUUUAAAAUGAGAUAAAGAGAUCACACUUUAGUAAGAGAUACUUAGAAUUUUCUUUCCCUAAUUCUCCUUUUCUAAAUCUUGAAAUUAAUGUUUAUUAUCCUAUAAAAAAACUAUAUAAUUACUAUGAGAUUAAAUUUUCUUACCUCUCUUUUAUAUAAAUCUGAUGGUAUUUCUUGUUUGGAAAUUAUAAAAUCAUAUGAUUCAUCACCCUCAGAUUCAAUAACAUAUUUCAAUCUCGGAUGAUGAUGUAACAUCCUGAGGCUUAGUAUGAAGAAUAAUUGAUCCAUAUAUUCUCUUUCAAAAACAUUUGGGUGGUUAGUCUCCAUCCGAUUCCACAGACAUCACUCCAGGUAAUUGAAAAUAAUCAAACACAUCUAUACAAAAAUUAUUGUAUGUUGGGAUUGAUGAAUUGCAAAACUUCUUAACGAUUUGUAGAGAAGUUGCAUAACAUAAUAGUUAAUUUCAAUCUUCUCCUCAAAAAUUUGAAUUGAAUGCAUUUUUAACAAAUGAACUUUAAACCGAAACUAUUGCUUUAAUAUACAAUCUUAUUUUACGUUUUUCCU
Molecule: messenger RNA, 2471 nt
Organism: Chrysoperla carnea
Lineage: Eukaryota; Metazoa; Arthropoda; Insecta; Neuroptera; Chrysopidae
Exons: 2
Coding region: 950-1861 (303 amino acids)
Source: RefSeq, a predicted model, not a curated record